Molecule: messenger RNA, 324 nt
Organism: Pieris macdunnoughi
Lineage: Eukaryota; Metazoa; Arthropoda; Insecta; Lepidoptera; Pieridae
Source: the annotation of a GenBank genome assembly
AUGCCAUCAACGGCUGAUGCUUGGAUGAAUAUAGAAAGAGGGUAUAGAAGAAAAUUUCCACACUGUCUUGGUUCCAUAGACGGCAAGCAUAUUAAUAUAGAAAGUCCACCUCAUAGCGGAACUGAAUAUUUCAAUAAUAAGAAAACAUUUAGCAUCGUUCUAUUGGCAUUAGUUGAUGCCCACUACAAAUUUGUAUUUGUUGACAUAGGAGGCCAAGGGAGGAUUAGCGAUGCCGGCGUUUUUAAUAAUUCAUUACUGUGGAAAAAAUCUGUAAAAAUGAAAUUGAUUUUCCUAUACCAUGCCCACUUCCUGGAUAAACGUUAA